CAUUGGGAAGUCUCAGGGGAAAAUGGCUGAAGUAGUUUCACCAAUAACUCGACAAAUAACUAAGGAGAGCUCGGAAACUGGAGCCCUAUCUGUCAUUAAUGACCUCAAAGAAGCUGAAGACUGUUUAAUUUACGAUCGGCAUGGAGUCUCGAUCCCAUUCAAGAGCUUAUAUCAAGACAAGAAGUCGGUUAUCAUUUUCGUACGGAAUUUCUUGUGCUACAGCUGCAAAGAGUAUGUUGAUGAUUUGAGCAAAGUACCAAGAGAAGCACUAGAGGAUGCUGGAAUCAGAUUGAUUGUGAUUGGUCAGUCUGCUCAUCACCAUAUAGAGCCUUUCUGCUUGUUGACGGGGUAUCCUUAUGAAAUGUAUGUGGACCCAAAAAGGCGCAUUUACCAAAAGCUUGGGAUGAAGAGAGAAGAGAGAUUCACAGAUAAUGCACACCCCAGUCCCCAUGUGAAAUCUGGUUUAUUUAUGGGCCAAAUAAAGAGCAUAUGGAGGGCCAUGACCAGUCCUGUAUUUGACUUCCAGGGUGACUUGCAUCAGCAAGGUGGAGCUAUCAUUGCAGGACCUGGCUCUCAAGUUUAUUUUUGGCAUUUUGACAUGAACCGCUUGGAUCACAUGCCCAUAAACUGGCUCCUCCAGCUUGCAGGAGUUCAACAGACACUGGACUUCAGUGAUAGGCCAAAGAUCAUACAUGUAUAGCAUAAAAGUGAUUUUUUUACAUGCAUUGAAUCUUCACUGAGGUUAAAUACUACAUUAUUUGGUGUUUUUGGUGUACCUAAAUGUGGCUUGGGAACAACGGACAUUUUCUUCAAGGGAUUUUAAGUGGUCAGUCACCAUAGAUUGACAGUGGCCCACUGGAUAAAAAAAAAAUCCUCAAAACAUCCAUAAACAUCUGGUUGCCAGUGGCUUUCAGUCCUGAGUAAAAUGACUUUGCAGUAGGUGUCUGUAUUUAUCAGCUUCAGCUCUGAUUGACAGGGAUGGAAAUGUGACACAGAUCUGCAAGAGUGAGCACAGACCUGAAAUAUUUAAUAUUUAAAACCAGACACUGAUAACAUCUUCUUAUAUGGAAGAAACUUGACGGGGGCACUGACCAUGUAGACAAAAAGAUACAGAAUGGAUCUAUUUUAUUUAUCUAUAAAGCAUCUACCAGCUCAACCUCAGUCCAGCUAUUUUGGCUGGUCUAGUAAAAAAUUAUAAACUAAUACUCAUGCUUAUCAGAAACGGUGGUUUAUAGCCUUUGAAAUACUCAAAUAGUAUUCCUUCCUUUUGUAAUAGUCUGCAGAGACGUACCUAGCAAUGUGUAUAGUAGCAGAGCACUAUAAACAUACAACCGCUUACAUUUGCUUUUCUUUUUUGCUGGAAGUGCUUUCAUUAAAAAAUAGCAUUGAUAACAAGCAGUUUAGUUAAAAUUCUCCCAAUAUCUUUGAUUGGCUGAGAGAACAGGAUUUGGGCUUUUCUGUCCAGUUCUAUUUAGAGCCUUUUUUUAAACAAAACAUUGAAAAUUGUAGUUUGAUGAAAACUGAUUUGGAACUUAAGCCCAUAUUAGCUUAUUAAGUUGAGUUCUCUGGGAAAAGCCCAUACGUUCUGUGGUCUAAAGCGCAAAUAAUUAAACAAAGUUAUAAAAGGGUUUUUAAAAUCCUUUCCCUGUCAGAAUUAUAUUGUUUCUAUAUUUGUAAAAUUUUGAUAUUGUACUUGUGGUUAGGUUAAUAGGUUAAUCAUGACCAAUUAAUAACUUAUGCCCUGAUUUGCUAUCUUUAUAUCCACGUCGUUCACAUCCAAUUGUAUCAUUCCGCACUUUGGAUUGCAUCCUAAUAUAUCUGUAGUUAAUAAUACUGCUGCCAUUGAACAGUUAGGGUGGUGGGCACUGGACAAAAAACUCCUGC
Molecule: messenger RNA, 1884 nt
Organism: Melanotaenia boesemani (Boeseman's rainbowfish)
Lineage: Eukaryota; Metazoa; Chordata; Actinopteri; Atheriniformes; Melanotaeniidae
Gene: prxl2c
Product: peroxiredoxin like 2C
Exons: 6
Coding region: 23-700 (225 amino acids)
Source: RefSeq, a predicted model, not a curated record